UUGGCCACUUCUAUUGCUGCUGGUGCUGCUACUGCUGUAACACGGGUCCUGCCAUGUUGCGUAGUGGCUAUAGUGCGAGUUUAGGAGUAUACACAGAAGUGUGAGACUAACUUGUUGUUGUCUACCAUUGAAGAAUUGCACACCAAAGCAAAUUAGACUUUGGAGUCUGCCCGUGAAAGUACGAGCAAAGCAGGGUGUAACGAGUCAACGUAAUAUCCACCUGGAGAGCACUGUUGUAGCAGCGGCGAAGAGAAAAAAAGUCGCGUGAAAAAUAAUCAAACGCUUUGGGAUCAAACUUGUAAAUUGUAGGAACGGAGUUUACAGCAAGAUUGUGACAGGCUUCAACGACGUUUGACUGCUAGCUGCUGCCACUUCUAUCUGCAGACCGUACUCGAAAAUUGCAGUGCUUAUUUAACCCCAUAUUUCUUCAUUUACAAUCUACCGACUUCGUUUUUUUACACAAACGUGAGCAACAUUAUUAUUCAACAUGUCAGCUGGACCUUACAAUUAUUCAUACAUUUUCAAAUACAUUAUUAUUGGUGAUAUGGGUGUUGGAAAAUCAUGUUUAUUGCACCAAUUUACUGAAAAAAAAUUUAUGGCUGAUUGUCCACAUACAAUUGGAGUAGAAUUUGGCACCAGAAUCAUAGAAGUAGCUGGUCAAAAAAUCAAACUUCAAAUAUGGGAUACAGCUGGUCAAGAACGAUUUAGAGCAGUAACUAGAUCUUAUUAUCGAGGUGCUGCUGGAGCUUUAAUGGUCUAUGAUAUAACAAGACGCUCAACUUAUAAUCAUCUUAGUAGUUGGUUGACUGAUACAAGAAAUCUUACAAACCCAAGCACAGUUAUAUUUUUAAUUGGGAAUAAAAGUGAUCUAGAUGCUCAGAGAGAUGUAACUUAUGAAGAAGCUAAACAAUUUGCAGAUGAAAAUGGAUUGAUGUUUGUAGAGGCAAGUGCAAAAACGGGUGAUAAUGUAGAAGAAGCCUUUUUAGAAACAGCGAAAAAAAUCUUCCAAAGUAUACAAGAUGGACGGUUGGAUUUAAAUGCAGCAGAAUCAGGAGUACAACAUAAUCCAAGUCAGCCUGGUCGCACUAAUUUACAAGGAGUACUAAAUGCACAACCUGGAGGAAAAGAUAAUUGCUCUUGUUAAAUUGAAUUUUAAUUGUAUAUAGACUCCUUGAUACAUGUAUGAUGAGAAUGCAUUAUUAUGCAUGGUUAAAUGAAAGCAAAAUAGUCACAUGCCCUGUUGGAUGCGAUGAGAUAAUUAAAGAAGACGAUAAAAAUUAUUUAAAUUUCAAAGCAGAAGAUAUGAGUAAUAUAUUGUAAACAUUUUUAUCUAAUUUUGUUUGAUGAAUGUCUAAAGAUUUUGUUUACAAUCUUUUAAUUUUUCUGGAAACUAUUAAUUAUCAGUAAUAUCUUAAAAGUAAUUUUAAAUAGGGUUUACUGAAUUACAAAAAAUUUUAUAAUAACUAAGAACUAAAUUGCAUUCCUCUACAUGCUUAAAUUAUCUUAAAUUUAUGUUAUUGUUUAAUAGAUGGGAACAAGAAAGCUAAAAAGUUGAGAAUAGUUUCUACUCUAUUAAUGGCCACUGAAAGUUUUAAAAUCAUUUUUUGUAAGAAAAUAUAUAUUCUAAUUGUCUCGUUUCUGCAUGAUCUGAUAUGAUUAUAAUUAAGUGAAUAUACAAUUUCCUGCAUACGAUUUGUAUGGAGGAUUUGAUGGAAUAUUUGAACAUCCAAUAAAUGUUACAUUUUAUUCAAAUUUUUUUCCUGGCAAUAUCAAGAAAUUAUUUAAAAAAUGUUAAAUGAUUUCUUUUAACAAAU
Molecule: messenger RNA, 1814 nt
Organism: Trichogramma pretiosum
Lineage: Eukaryota; Metazoa; Arthropoda; Insecta; Hymenoptera; Trichogrammatidae
Gene: Rab14
Product: ras-related protein Rab-14
Exons: 8
Coding region: 488-1144 (218 amino acids)
Biological process (GO): defense response to bacterium; phagosome maturation; Golgi to endosome transport
Cellular component (GO): phagocytic vesicle; trans-Golgi network; Golgi apparatus
Molecular function (GO): GTP binding; GTPase activity
Source: RefSeq, a predicted model, not a curated record